Rubroshorea leprosula is the source of this 1997-nucleotide messenger RNA. Lineage: Eukaryota; Viridiplantae; Streptophyta; Magnoliopsida; Malvales; Dipterocarpaceae. The record is from the annotation of a GenBank genome assembly.
CGGGAAUCAAUUUUAGUGCUUGAAAAUCUAGAUACUUACCUUUCCUUUUUUCCGUUCCGAUUCCCUGGCGACCAUUGUCGUACCUUUUUCCCAGACCACACGAGCAAGAUUUCUCGGCUUGAUUCGUAACUGUAGUAGUCGGCCGUCUUAACACCAUUCUUUUCUUCCUGUUUGUUUCCCUGGAAACCGCUUUGAUUCCCGUUGUUCUUACUCUGUUCUCGCGACUUCGUGUCCUGAAGCUGUUUGUUUCUUCUUGAUCUACCGUAUUCCGAAACUUUGAGGAUAAUGGAUAACUUUCAAAACGACGCCCUUGAAUACGUCGUUGAUGACUACUACGACGACUCUGAUUUCGAGAAUUCCUUCGGUGAGCCGGAGCCUCAAAGAAACAACGGCGACUUUGAGUCCUUAGAUUCGGACUUUGAAGACGAUUUUGAAACAAGUAAGUCAAAAACUGAUACAUCGGCUUUAGAAGCUAGAAAUGGAAAAGAUAUACAGGGAAUUCCUUGGGAGAGGCUUAAUUUCACCAGAGACAAGUACCGUGAGAUGAGAUUGAGACAAUACAAGAAUUACGAAAACCUCUCCCUCUCUCGUGAGGAGAUUGAGAAGGAUUGCUUGCAAGUAGAGAAGGGGAAGACAUUCUAUGACUUCCAGUUCAACACUAGGCUUGUCAAAUCUACAAUUGUGCAUUUUCAGCUGAGGAAUUUGUUAUCGGCAACAUCAAAGCAUGAUGUAUACCUUAUGCAGAAUUAUUCUGUCAUGCACUGGUCAUCAAUGCUACGACGGGGCAAAGAAGUUUUGAAUGUCGCUAAACCAAUUGUUCCCACUCUCAAACGUCCUGGAUUGUUAUCUCAGUCACUCUCUAGAGUGCAGAUAAGCACCAUGGCAGUUAAAGAGAACUUGAUGGUGGCUGGGGGUUUCCAUGGGGAACUUAUUUGCAAGUAUAUAAAUCAACCUGGCGUUGCAUUUUGCACCAAAUUAACAUCUGAUGAGAAUGCGAUCACCAAUACUCUGGAUAUCUACCGUAAUCCUAGUUGGGCAAUGAGAGUUGUGGCAGCAAACAAUGAUGCUCAAGUUAGGAUUUUUGAUGCUGAAAAUUUUGCUUGCCUUAACUGCUUUUCAUUCGACUGGUCUGUAAAUAAUACUUCUGUUAGUCCAGAUGGUAAACUGUUUGCUGUCCUUGGGGACAGUGUUGAGUGCCUGAUAGUUGAUGCUCAGUCUGGAAAAGUAACCGGGAGCCUGAAAGGGCAUUUGGAUUAUUCUUUUGCUUCAGCCUGGCACCCAGAUGGUCGAAUUCUGGCCACUGGGAAUCAGGACACUACUUGCCGGUUAUGGGACAUAAGGAAUCUAUCAGAGUCUCUGACUGUGCUGAAAGGAAGGAUGGGUGCAAUUAGGGCUGUCAAAUUCACAUCAGAUGGUCGGUUUUUGGCCAUGGCUGAGCCAGCAGACUUUGUUCAUGUCUUCGAUACAGAAUCAGGUUAUGUCAAUUGUCAAGAAAUUGAUAUGUUUGGAGAGAUUGCUGGAAUAUCAUUUAGCCCAGACACAGAAGCUCUGUUUGUUGGAGUUGCAGAUCGCACCUAUGGCAGCUUGUUAGAGUUCAACCGCAAGCAUUAUAAUCAAUAUCUGGAUUCCAUUUGGUAGUUACAUUUUAGCUUUACCUACAUAGGCAGGCAAUGUGUAUAUUUAGUGGAGGUUUCUGAUUUAAGACGUUCCUUCUUGAAGUGCCCGGGUAAAUUGGGUUGUAUUUUCCUCCCAGGGCAUGAGUGGCUACGAUGGUUUCUAUAUAUAUAUAUAUAUAUAUAUAUGCUUAAAAUAUAUGGAAAUUUUGCUUUUGUAAAGGUCUAGUUUGUUAUUCUGUACAUUAGAUGGACUUGUGUUAGAAUUCAUUUUCUAAAAAUGGCUAUAAUUUGUCUCUGAUCUGUGAUCUCUGCGUGUUGUAUAGAUAUGAGAUUGAGUUUUUCCUGUUAAAUUAUAAUUUCAAAUCAAUUUUGCAGUAUUUU